This is a messenger RNA of Rhodofomes roseus, 2109 nucleotides long. RefSeq lists its product as uncharacterized. Bases 80 to 1996 code for a protein of 638 amino acids. The transcript has 4 exons. Lineage: Eukaryota; Fungi; Basidiomycota; Agaricomycetes; Polyporales; Fomitopsidaceae. The record is from RefSeq and is a predicted model, not a curated record.
CUUACAGUAACGGUGUCCGUGGAAUGCCCGGCUUUGCUCUCAGUCACUCUCUUUCAAACCUCAUGCACACCGGGAGCUGAUGAGUAAGCCCAUCCGACUGUGGCGGCCACGCCAAACGCGCACCUCUGACGACGCGGGCACCACCAUCUUGAAAACUACGCUGCCACAAGCACCACGAACAUCCGCGCCUUACCAGCUCGCAGCUGAGACACGCGAACCCCCGAAUCAUGUGCCAUCGCUUACUUACUUUUGCAUCCGGGCUCUCCUCGACUAUCCGGACCAAAUCCACGCUCUGGGCUCACUGCGCCUCACCUAUAGCCCUCCGGAGACUCCGGAAGCAUACGACAUUCUCCGCGAGCUCAUUCCCUCGUACCGAACAGACCAACCACUUGACCUGGCCAUAGUCGAUCCACGCCUCUGGGCGCUGCUCAUCCAACUCUACAACGACCUCCCUGCAGUGUUGCGCUUGUACACAGUCCCCCUUGCUGAUGCCCACCUUCCUUUACUGCAACGCAUCCCGCCCACUUCUGACUUCGCACUCGUGACCAUCCUUGAGCUUCCUGGCUGCCGAGAGCUUACAGACCAGAAUGUUCUAUUGCUCAAGGACUUGCAUAACCUCUGUGCUUUUGAUGCCAGUGGUACCGCACUUGGUGCCUGGGGUGUAAAGACCCUUGCAAAGACUUUGACAAUAUGUCAGGAUGAGGACACCAUGAACACACCUUCUGGUCCAUAUAGACGUGGGCCAUGGGGCUUGCGCAUCCUCAGCUUGCGCAAUUGUAUGAACAUAGAUGACGAUAUUUUCAACUGUCUCCCCAUGUUUCCACUGCUCUCCGUGGUCGACAUCAGAGGGACUCCUUGCAGACCACAAAUAGUCGACUCUUUUAGACCAUGUGCCCAUGAUGGGCUUUUCCACCCUACUCCACUCCUGGAUGCCCUUGAUACCCUGGACGCGCUCGCACAAAGCCGGAAACAGUCUCUAUUCGCACAUGCACGGCCGUACAAACUCAGGAUUCACCGCCUAGAGCACGAGAAGCCGGCCCCUGCAUCGAGUCGGGCCCGGGAUCAAGGACCCUCGAGCUCGCUCGGUAACCGCCGGGAUGUUUUCCUCCCACCUCGCACUGUGUCAUUGUUGUCGCUUGGAGCUGCCAACAGACUGCUAGAAUCCCCGAUCAGCAGAUACAGGUACAGCACGUCCGGUCAUGCACGCAAACGUGCCUCCUCUGCUCCCGGAUCCACAGACACACGGUUCAUCCUCUUUCGCUUCCCACCGGACUGGAGCUUGCUGCCUGCGUCCGCCGGAUACUCGCAGACACCCUGCUUCGGUUACACUCGAAAGAAAGUGAAGCUCGAUGUGCCGCUGGAGGACCCCCUGUCCGUGCCAGAGGGCGUCUGCGACCGUGCAGACGUCAAGGCGAGCAUGACGGCCCUGCAAGCAAGUCUGAAACAGCGAGAGGAAGCGUUGACCCCCGAUUCAAGAACGCGUUCAGAGGCUGCGCCCGAGACGGAGCGUCUGGUCUCACGAAAUCCAUUUGCGAGGACAGCGCAGAGUGCCGUGAAGACGACGAAGGCAUGCCCAGGGAGCCAGAAAGAUAUCGCAGUGCUCAGUCCGAGAGUUAGGCCGCAUCCUCGUGUUGAGGAAACACCGCCGACCGCGGAUCCGGAUGCUGCUUCGCCCCCGAAAGCGAAGGCACUCAAGCCAAUCUCACAGCUGCGCAUCCCCCCUCCACCUGCACCGCCCUCUGGAAGCAAAUCAAGAAAGCGCGAGCAGUCUGUUCGACCAACACCCAAGUCGAAUAAGCAAAUGACCAUCUCUGAAUCGCUGUUCGCGGACGGCAAAACAAGCGAGACUGCGAGGGGUAGCAUCAAGCCGGAGACUAAAGGAGGACCUGUUCCUCCUAGUACAAAGUUGUCCGCCAAAAGCAAGCCCGCGUCGACUGGGAAACCCAGGUCGAGGACGUCUUUCGACUUGAGAGCUUGGUGCGCGUCCGGCGAGUGACCACGCGUGGUCACCGCGAUGGCUUCUGGCAACGGACAGGGUAGCAGGUAAGAGGUUAGGCACGGCGAUAGAUUGCAAGCAAUCGCGAGACAUUGGCCCUAACAAAGCGGUAC